This is a messenger RNA of Oncorhynchus tshawytscha (Chinook salmon), 1037 nucleotides long. Its product is annotated as ras-related protein Rab-33B. The coding region runs from base 39 to 857 and encodes 272 amino acids. The record is from RefSeq and is a predicted model, not a curated record. NCBI's taxonomy places the organism in Eukaryota, Metazoa, Chordata, Actinopteri, Salmoniformes, Salmonidae. Gene Ontology annotation, biological process: Rab protein signal transduction. Gene Ontology annotation, molecular function: GTPase activity; GTP binding. Gene Ontology annotation, cellular component: Golgi apparatus; endosome. The transcript is spliced from 4 exons.
AGCCUGAUCUCACUCUUUAAUUUGAGUUUUUACGCAAUAUGGAAUCAUCCCUGGAGUUCUCAAACUCUUUCACCAGUGUGUCUUCGCCCUCCGCGCGGUGUCGGAUCUUCAAGAUCAUCGUGAUCGGAGACUCCGGUGUCGGUAAGACCUGUCUCACCUACCGGUUCUGUGCCGGUGAGUUCCUCGACCGAACCGAAGCCACCAUCGGUGUCGAUUUCCGUGAGAGAUUGGUCGAGGUCGAAGGCGAGAAAAUCAAGGAGGACAGAGAGGAUGGAGGAGAGAGGACGCAGGAGCUCCAGCUAUGGGACACGGCGGGCCAGGAGCGUUUCAGGAAGUCGAUGGUCCAGCAGUACUAUCGGAACGUUCAUGCUGUUCUCUUCAUCUACGACGUCACCAGACCAGACAGCUUCAGAGGCCUGCCAGCCUGGAUAGAGGAGUGUAGAAGGUACUCACUGGGACAGGAGAUAACCAGGUUCCUCGUGGGCAACAAGAGCGACCUCCGUGACACCUGCAGCUGUGACCCCCGCUCCAUCAAGGUCGAAGGUCAGGUGACACGGGAUCAGGCCCAGAAGUUUGCAGUUGCCCACGGGAUGAUUCUGUUUGAAACGUCUGCUAAAAGCCUCCCUGGAGGAGGAGGAGGAGGAGGAGGAGAACCAGGAGGGGGGCAUCAGGACAGCGUGGAGGAUGUGUUCAUGGCCCUGGCCUCCAGGCUGAAGAGACAGACCAGACCUCCUCCCCCGGUUCUCAACAACACAGGAGUGUCUGGGUCCUAUUGUGGGUCCUAUACAGGGACAUCUUCUUUCAGACUGCCAGCCAAGAAGAACCCUCAGAAAGACUUCUGGACAUGCACCUGUUGAGAGAGGCAGGGUGAGAAGAGGGAUGGAACAUGGGAUGGAGGGAGGGGGAACAGGGGAAUUUAGGGUGCCCACCAAGAACUCAGAGAAAGACUUCUGGACAUAUACCUGAAGGAAGGAAGGAAGGAAGGAAGGAAGGAAGGAAGGAAGGAAGGAAGGAAGGAAGGAAGGAAGAGAGGGAGA